AUGCCGCAUUCCUUUGAGGACGUCGUCCUCCUUUCGGGGGCUGCCAUGUCCCUCCCAAAGGGCAAGGGAGACAGCGCCCAGCCGCUGGGCUUCGCCGCCCACGAGACGGAGUGCAGCAUCUGCUGCGAGAGUUUUGACUGGCGCGCCCGGCGGCCCAAGCUGCUCAGCUGCCACCACCAGGUGUGCGCCAGGUGCCUGCGCAGGAUGGCGGACAUUGGCAAGUCCCCUGUGAACCUCAGCUGCCCCUUCUGCCGGCAGGAGACGCCCGUGCCAGACGAAGACGUGGGGCAGCUGCCUGACAACGGCCGGGUGCUGGCGCUGCUCUGCAGGCAAGGCGGCUCCCCACUGUCCCCAGAGGUGCUCCUGUGCCCGAGCAUCCUGGAGCCCUUCGCAGACGGCAAGCAGCGCUCCUCGGACUGCCUGGUCAUCACGCUGCUGGAGGUGCCGGAGGAUGCGGCAGCCCCCGACGGGCUGGGGAUAGUGGACGUGAUGCGCUUCUACCGCCCGCCCAGCCUGGCCUCCUUGCCCUGCCACGGCUCGCUGCCCGUGUGCCAGUCGUGCAGCACCUGGCGGGCCGUCCCCCGAUUCUUCCUCGGCCUCCUCGGCCUGGUGUACUUCAGUUCCUUGCCUUUGGGCAUCUACCUCCUGCUUGUGGAGCGCCCCAACCUGGGCCUCGUCUUGGUCAGCCUGGUGCCCUCCACCCUCCUCCUCUGCAUCCUCUACAGCCUCUGCCAGUGCGUCUGCCAGGAAGUCUUUGACUUCCCCGCGUGAGGUGCCUUGGAGGCCCGGCAACCCUCCCACCGCCCCCGCCCUCUCGCUCAGCUCUCCCGCUCUGGCCCAUAGGGCACCUACAGAUGCUGCUGGGUGUCGCCUGAGCCCCCGUCUCGCAGCAGAGGAUGGGGCUGCUCUCCGUGGGCAGGGAAGGGGUUCCGUGAAGUUGGAGACACGGAUGGCAGAGAUGCGUAUUGCACCCUUGUGAAAGAGUGGUGUCCCAUUUUCUUGCUCGUGGACGUGU
This is a messenger RNA of Python bivittatus (Burmese python), 1015 nucleotides long. NCBI's taxonomy places the organism in Eukaryota, Metazoa, Chordata, Lepidosauria, Squamata, Pythonidae. The record is from RefSeq and is a predicted model, not a curated record.